This is a messenger RNA of Drosophila takahashii, 2320 nucleotides long. The record is from RefSeq and is a predicted model, not a curated record. NCBI's taxonomy places the organism in Eukaryota, Metazoa, Arthropoda, Insecta, Diptera, Drosophilidae.
AUGGAGGAGCCUGUCUAUAUAGCAUCACAGCAUCUAUAUGCAUCGCAUUGGAUAGCAUCGCAUCGCAUCGGAUCGGAUCUGCCGGCGAGCACUUCGCAUGGCAGCAGCAGCAGCAGCUGCAGAUCCUCGUCGGCCACCAAGGCGGUUGGCUACAGCAAUGGCAAGCAGAGUGGAUCAUCCGGCUCGUCCUCGUCUUCCGGCUUUGGAGCGGGCUCAGCUGGAUCCUCAUCGUUGGGAGCCUUUGCCCGCCAGCAGCAGCAGCAACAUCAGCAGCAACAGCAACUGCAGCAGCAGCAACAACUCUAUGCCUCCGGUGUGUCCAAGUUGCCAUUCUCGCCGUUCUUCGCGGCCUCGCCAUUCUUUUUCACCUAUCGACGGAUCAGCGGAAGUGGAGGUGGCACCGGUGGCGGUGGUGGCAAGCAGGAGGACAACAACAAUAGUUGCAGCUACAACAACGGCAGCAGUAGCGGCGGAACAGGAGCAGGAUCAGCGAACAGCAUGCAGGACUAUGACCGCAAGUUCUCGCUGCUGAGUUUGUUCAAGAAUCCCUACAAGUUCGGAGAUGGUCAGGGCACGAGAAAGUCGUCGCCAACUGGGGGAUCCAGCAAAUCCCUGGCUGGCACGGGCUGCUCCAGUUCCUCGCCGAGUUGGAAGAGCUACGCCGGUUCGGGGUCACCACAUGCCGCCCUAAAUCCCGCCUUCGGGGGCAUGGCUCUCGGGGCAACGCGCAAGGAUAGCAGCAGUUUCAGCGGCAUUAACUUCGGAGGCGGAGGCGGCUCCGCCUUUGGACGCUCCUCCUCCGACUCAACGGCCAACGGCGGCUACAAUGAUCUCUCCAAGAACCGCAAGGUACACAAGUGCGACACCGAAGGAUGCGACAAGGUGUAUACGAAAAGUUCGCACCUCAAGGCGCACAAAAGAACGCAUACAGGUGAGAAGCCGUACGUGUGCACGUGGGAGGGCUGCAUCUGGCGCUUCGCCCGGUCGGAUGAGCUGACCCGGCACUACCGGAAGCACACGGGCGUGAAGCCCUUCCGCUGCCAGCUGUGCACCCGGAGCUUCAGCCGCUCGGACCACCUGUCGCUGCACAUGCGCCGCCACUGAGGAUUUGGGACUGCCGAUCUGGCCAUACAUACUCGUACUCAUAUAUCCGAGAAUACUCAUCUGGGAGGCUGCGGGGAGGGGAAGAGCAGCUCUUGAUUAUUUAUAUGCACUCGAAUCACUUCCAUUGAUCAUUUACUGAGACCAGAUAUUCCAUAUCGCUUAAGUAGCUCAAUUUAGACCGUAAGCGGGCUCAAAGCCCAAAUUAGUGGUAGCUAAACUAUAGUUAUGGGGCCGAAAGAUUUGUAAAAUUUUUCACACUUCAAGCCCAGAGACAAUUGCCUUCAGAAGCCAAGUUAACAAAGUGGAUUUUAACCUACUACACAUAGAAAUAUCUGCAUAGUUAAAUAUACAUAUUAUAUACAUAUACAGAUAGUUUUGGAUUGGUGCUAGCAACUUGCGUGUACAUAGAUCUAGAUAAACCUUUUACAACCUAGUGCGAUAAGAAGAAAUUUAACUAAUUUUAGAUCAAAUUUUUAUUGGUUAUUAAGUAGAAAAUUUUAUACAAAAAGACAAAAAACUACAAAGGAGGCAAAAUAAAAUACAAAAAACCGGAAGAGCCGAGCAAAGCAAAGCAAUAUUUAUAUAUAGAAAUUCUCUCAUCUGUAGGGUAUUUUAAACAUUUUGUACUAUACGCAUAUGAUGUGAUAGUGGAUGAGGAUUUUGGCCAAGAGGGGUGCGAUAAGGGAAGGUUUGAAUAGCUUAGAAAUUAGUGUUUUCCCAUAUUCGUUUUCUAUUUUAUGGUUUUCUGUUCUUGUUAUAAAAUUAAAUCUGUAUGCUCUUUACUUUACAAAUUAAUAAUAAAUUAUUUUAUUCUAGGAAAUCUUCUGUAUGUUUAUAUCAUCAUUAUCAUAUACACUCUUUAUAACACGUUUUACGAUUAUAAGACCUCUUGGUGUAUUGACAAUUUCACAUUAUUACAAUCAUUCUCUAUUUUUAAUUUUUAUAUGCGUAAAACGCUUUAUAAAUUCAAAUAAAUUACAGGAAAAAACUUUGGAAAUAUACACUAUCAAAUUUAAAUAAUUUAUAAACAUUGUAAACUGCCUUAUAGCUACGGAACGCACUGUAUUCCCUGGCGGACCCCUAAAGCAAUUUGCCUCAUACCAACUGUCAUCAUAGAUUUUAGCACACACACAUACACACACUCACAAAAGCAAAACAAAUUGUAUUAUUUUUUGAGAAAUAAAAGAAAAGCGAAUACUUUUUUGUACCAAACGAA